AUGCCGUGCAUCCACGAUAGUGUGAUAGUUUCUUUCAGGAUAGUAACCAUCACGGUUGCGAAUUUCGCACUAAGUUAUAUUAUCGAGGGGACCAAGAUGAACUUAUAUUAACAUAUAUAUUAAUUAAUUAUUAAUUAAACUUAUAUUAAUAUUGACCGCCGCGUAUAACUAUAAUAUGAAACAAUAAUUGCACCGGUAAUCGACUGGACAUUGCAUACAUUUUAAUAUACCUGAUUUUUCGUACCAUCGAUAAUUUGUAGUAUAUUUAAAUACUUGUAUUCUCAAGAUGACAAACCAAUUUUUUCUUUUAAAUAUUUUUCGUACAUUAUUUUCUUUAAUUUGCAGGCAGAAAAGAUGACUGGUAGAAAUGAAUCGUUCACAGCUGAUUAUUGUACCGGUGAAACUGUUACGCUGUACAGUCAACAACAUCACACAAGAAUACAUCUCCAAACAAACGGCCCUGCGAAAAAUCACAUUCCCUUGAAUCCAAGUAAAAUUUUAUAUAUUUACCUACUAUUCUUUUUUAGUAUUAUUAUAUUUCAUCGUGCCAAUCGAAAUGGUAUUUUUUGUUCUCUUUAUAUGAAAAGAUAGUUAUGAAAAAUAUUAUAUUUACCGUUUUUGAUAUUAUUAUACUCCUUUAUUUAACGAAAUUUCAAUAAUAGUUUAUUACAAUAUUAAUAUAAAUAUAUAUCGUAGCGGAACAUCGAGAACUCGAAUCGAUCGGGUCAAAAAAAAUAAUAAAAUAAAAAUUCGAGAUGUAGGACAAACAUUCUAUCUUAUUAAACAACACCGACUGUAUUUUUGAUUUUGAUUGUUUACAAUGUAAGAAAUAUCCGGUUUACUCAUACGCAAUAUUUGCAUUAUCCUAAAUAUACUCAGUUAUAUAUAAUAUACUAUGUAAAUUUCAAAAAACGUUUUCCGUAGUAUUCUAUUUACUCAAGACUACACUAUUUUAUAGUGAAAUCGGUUAGUCUUGUUUGGUUUUUACUUUUGGAUGAGGACCUGUAUCUGUACAAUAAUUGUCGGUGUUUGUACCGAACAAUUGAGUUAUAAGCCAUAAGUCGACACAAAUAACUGCGACUUAUCGAGAAAUUCGAGUUGGCAAAAUUCGUGUUAUCGAGUUAAUGUAUCCCAUAAAUCCUGCAUUGAAAUUGCAGUGGCCAAGAAAUUUCUCCGUGUAUGUAUAUUCGGUUUAUCGGAAUUCCGCUGUAUUUUAACAAUCAGUGCCGAAAUCUUUUGUUUUGUCGGUUAUUUCGGGUUUGUUGGUUCGUUUUUUUUUUUUUUUUUGUGCGUAUUUUAUCGUUCUAAAAAAUACGGUAUGUUUAUUAUGGGAAUUAUUAAUGUCACCGCCUCUUUACCGUCGAAAUUAUUUUCUUGGUAAAUUUUUGUCAGUGCCGUCUUCAAUAACGCAUCGUUUUAAGAUUCAUUAAUGAAGCGAAUUAAAAAAUAAAAUUCUCGGCAACGAACUGCACAACAUACACGUAUACGUAUAAACGCACGCUUACCUACCCGUCGGGCUCAGCAGUACGUACCCUAUGUAUAGAAAUAAUAUAAUCGACCGUGUUAUUUACGAAUGUAAUUCGUAAACUGUCAAACGCAGCCCAUGAUUUAGAUAUCCGGCUUAUUUUUCAUACCGAGAUUUAUUAACCGUCAUUGCAAUUUAGAUAAACAUCGGGUAUACCUAUGUAAUAUCGGUAACACACUUCUAACGCGCGGGCAUAUUGCAAACGAGAGAACGGUUUUAAUGAAAAAUGGGUGUUUGAAACUGCAGUAAUGACCGUGUUAUUGUUACACGACCGAACACUACUGCAGAUUAAAAGUAAUUUUAUUUCAGAUACGUAAAUAUAUAUGCACACACGCAAUACAUAUAUAUUAUAUAGUACGUAUGCGCCGCGGUAUAAAAUUGUUACGUUUUACACAGCACGCGUUUGCGUUAUUAUUGUGUAAACUGCGAGAAACGACGUCGCGAUUCACAAAAAACUGUGUACAGUAAAACUUUUAAAAUAUACCAUGUAAUACCGCGAAAAUGUGUCAUGCUUUUGGAGAAGAAAAAAAAAGGGAAAAAAUCAAAUCGGAUAUUUGUGAAGUCGCCGUUGAACUGCGCGGCGUAUUUUAUCGGCGAUUGUCGUUGGCCACCAAAAGACCUUUUUAAAUAAAUAAUAUUACAAAGGCGCGCGGCGUAGUUUGUCCGAAAAGUUCAAGAACGAACCCUGCAACGAAAACUUUGACCGUUACGCCGUUUUCGAAAUUACAAUUUUGACCAGACGACGAAAACUUUAUGCGUUCAAAUGUUACGAGUUCCCGCAGUGACCUGCAGCGGCGCAUUACCAUAUACUUAAAAUCAACACUAAACCGGACUAUCCGCGUACCAGUGUUACGACAAUUAAGAAUUUAUUGAAAUUAUUCAUACUCAUUAUCAAUGUUAUUGAGUAAUUUAAAUGUUGAAAAACCAUUAUUUCGGUCCUUAUAGAAUAUUAUUAGGAUAAACUCGGAUUUUUUUUUGAAUUUUGAUUCUUUUCAUCCGGCGAGAAAAAUGAAAAAAAAAAAUAAUAAUAAUAAUAAUUUAAAGAAAUUUUUCAAAAAUACAAUCAAAUUUCUUAACGGUUUCCAACGGAAUAAUAUAUUGCAAUUCUAUUUCCGAAACGAUACGGUAAAUAACCUACGGAACCCCGUAAUUCGUUUUCAAAAUCGAAAUCCGUCAAACACAAUGCUUCCUACACGCAGUUGUUUUAGGUUUAAAUCAACUCCGCCGUCACCAAUCCCCUUAAUGUAAAAAAAAGGUUGUUCUCUUUUUUGCAAUGGUAAUUUAAUAUUUCGUUUGUGAUAUCGAAAGGUACAUAUAAUAUUAUAAUACCUUUACAUUUCGUAUUCGGAAGAGUAAUUAAUACCCGGGUCGUUGAUUUUUUUAAAUUUUUUAUAAGAAAGUAAUUAAUUCGUGUACGGUAAAUCGAAUAUUGUUAAUUUACUAAAUUAAAAUUCAUCGGUUUUUUCACCCGAUGCGAAGAACCUUUUUUUUUUUUUUGUUUUGUUUUGUUUUAUUAUAGCGAUUCUUUUUUUAGUUUAUCUAACGGCAAUAAUUGUUUUAUUUUUUUUUUUCAACCAGUAAAUCACUUAAAUUAUUAUUAAUACGUACACACGGUGUACCAAAAUUUUUACUCUUUAGUUUUUAUAAUUAAUAUUAAUUUGAAAAAAAAAAAAAACCUAUUAACAUUAGCGGUGCCGAACAUUUACAAUAUAUUAUCGCAAUGUUAAAUUACAAUAAUAUUCGCGUAUUACGUUCGGGUUUCUAUUAAACGAUUAGAAACGUAAAGUGCGCGUGAAAUAUUGUAAUAUUUUGUCAUAUACCACGAACGUUUAAUUAUAAUGUUUCAGAAGGCGAACCAAUUAAAUUGCCAGAUAACUUGGAGAGUUUGCCACGUGCCGAGCAUUUUCCCAUUCAAAGACAUCGCUGGAACACUAACGAGGUAAACUACAAUAUUAUACGUAAUAAAGUUUUUAAUAAAAUUACUGCGGGGCACUGGGGUAUUCAGAUUAGUCUUUUGCGUACGCUUAUUAUAUACGUAUAGCCGGUACAUAAUAUAUACGCGUUUCGCUUUGUAAAGGAAAAACCUCAACCGCAAAAAUAAUCCAAUAUUUUACGUUCCGGAUCAAACAAAAAGAUGCGGAUAUACUUACUUCGCACAACGGGCGGGCCACUUAUAUCCGUAAGCAGCGAUUAAUAUUUGCGAACUAAAAACGAUUCUGAGCGGAGGUCGGUAAUACGUGUUUUAAAAGGUUCGGGUUAUGAAUAUAAAUAAUACAUUUCGACAAUUUUCCCGGUUUUUCACCUGGAAUUAUUAUUAAAACCCCCGGGAAAAUCAAAAAGUUACCUACUGAAUGUUCCACCCCAGUUAGAUUUCUUCUCAGAACAAUAUCUACACUGGAAUGUCGGAGCGAAAUUCCUGGUUGAAAAGUUGUUCACAGAUAAGAAGACACAAAAUUAUUGUAAAAACAAUACAUAUUUCUCCGCUCCGCUCAGAAUCUAAAACAGUACGGUGUACGAACGCCGGCGUCGCGCGAUGUUGCGAUAAAUGCGAUAGAUCUUAAACUCGGUAAAGAACACAACGUUUUCCCCUGCCCUUGUUUUCACAGAGAGUACCUAGGUACCGUGGAAUACCUAAAUGUCGUUUCGAAUGCUUUUUCCGUUGCACAAUGCCGGAUCGAUCGAAUCACAUUUUAUCAAAUUAAUAAACAUGAUAUAACAUACGUGUAAUUGAAAUAUCGUAUUUAUUUACGAGCACGCGUCUAACAGUCGCGUUGUUGUAUAACAAGAACGCCGUCGUUGAACAUCAACUAGGUACCUAUAUUAUUAUAAUAUACAAUAAGAAUCAAAAGUCGCAUUUCAAAUAAAUAAUAAUAAAAAAAAAGAAUUUUUAUUUAUAUUAACGGGGACGAACGAGGUGAAACGUGUACAAUAAUAUAUAUAAUUUUUUUUUUUUUUUUGUAUAUACGUUUAUAUUGAAGCCUCACAAUAAUAAUGUAAUAUUGUAUACAUGUGACGGUCUGUUAAAGGCCAAAGGCUUCAUCAGCGCAGGCUUCCCCUUUGAAAUUAUUAUACGAAAAUAAACGAGUAAACUUAUUUUUAUAUUCAUUUUUAUAAAUAUAUAUAUUUUUUUUUUUAUCAAUUUAUAUUAACUAACUGCAGUAUACACCGGCCUAUGGUAAAUUAUUUUAACAAGGCGAUAUUGUCAGGUAUACUGGCACGUAAUUAAAACUAUACACACACGAAUACAAUAUCAUUUUCAGGCAUGGUUUCAAAAAAAAAAAAAAAAGCCUACAGUACAGUAUAUAACAAUAAAAGUGCUGUUACUGGAGUCGGGUGUGCCACUGUUGUAGGUGGAAAGUUAGGAAAGGAGAAAACAUACAAUUAUUUAAUUAAAAUCUGUAAGCAACGAGAAACCAUUCCUAACGAAAAACGAUUUGAAGCGAAAUUCGGUUGAACACGUUUUAAAAGGCCGUUGUGUUUACGAUUUUCGUCAAAAUUUGAUACUAAAACUCUUAUAUGCAAAAAAAAAAAAAAAAAAUUAUACUACAUCAAACUCAUUUUUUUUUACCCCUGAGUAAAACACGUAUAAUAAACUUUCGUGUUAAAUUGUCAAGCAUUUCUGUUCGGUUAAGCAAUUAAAUUUACAUAUCUAUUAAAUAAAAACGAAAAAAAAAUAAAAUAGAAAUUAAAAAUAUAAAAUACCUAUAAAUAGCUUAAAUGUUAUCGAGUAUAGAAAAAUCAAGUUUUUAGUUUUUGGUCAAAAUUGUAAAUUUCUACGAAUAUUUUCAAUUAGAUUAGAACAAAGAAAAAAAAAAAAAAAUGAAAAUAUAAAAAUACUACAGUUUUGUAGCAAAAUUUUUUUCGUUUUUUCUAGGUUUAUUUUCAGUUUUGUUCAAUUAUUUGAAAAAACCACAGGGAAAAUCAUUAAACGGCUUUCUUACUCAACAACUAGAUUAAAAAUGAUACAAACAAGAUCUCUUGUUGUUUUUUCUCUUUGAGAAAUAUUUGCAAAAUCAAAAAAUGACAUUCUCAAUGCGCCAAAUAAAUAAAAUUUUCUUUCAGAAGGGAAACUACACUUAUUAAUAUAUCGGAUCAUGAUUUCUAUUUAAAAAGUUGUUCACAGUUAGACAAAAAAUAAAAAAUAAAAAUCCACAUCAUAGUAAAACUAAUACGCUACUAACUAAACGCGAACUAAUGUCAUUAAUAAAAUCGGUUGUUCUCAAGAGAAUUAUCUUAAUCGCACUGAAAAUUGUACGGGGCCUCGGGUUUUUUAUGGCUAUACAUUUAAUCUGUUAUCUUUGUCCUUUUUUCAGUUACUUUAUUUAUUGUUUUUUUAUAACAAUACUUGUGAUCUUUGAAAAAAUUAACUUUAUACGAUUUGUUGUUUUUGUUUUGUUUAUUUUUAAUAAAUUUUUUUAGGUUCACUAA
Cinara cedri is the source of this 5953-nucleotide messenger RNA. NCBI's taxonomy places the organism in Eukaryota, Metazoa, Arthropoda, Insecta, Hemiptera, Aphididae. The record is from the annotation of a GenBank genome assembly.